CAACCCACUUCAAACAAAGUCAGGAACCCGGAGAGUGCGUAAUUCAUUCGUCGGCUCUUCUUGUACCGAACAAAUCUCAUGUUACUUCGUGCCGACAGUCAAAUUAAUUGUUGUAUGUAAGGUCUUUUUAAACUCGAAGCUAGGUCGUCGAAUGUGAAGGUGAGGAGUAGAGUGUUAUGAGGAGUAGCUCAGGUCAUCACGACAUACCGACAGUGUCACACCAGGCAUUUAAAACCAAGUUGAUUUCUAAACAAGACUUGCUAAAAUUGUCUAACGGGCACGAUGUUGAACUCGAGGAGCCACUGGAGCCAAGGUUUCGAGUGUUCAGUCGUUUCUGGGACAAUGAACGAAAACGUUCCUACGCCUAUGACCCAGCAGGAGUCGUCAAUGUGGGGUCGUGUCCGUGAGAAAUGGAUGAGAAUGGAGACAGCUGAGGCAGAGGCAGCAAAUCCAAUCAAUCAAUGGAGACACCAACAACCACUCCAAGACUGGUCCGAAAUUCAGGAGAGAAAGGUUAAUCAAGUUAUCAAAAACUUUUAUAACCAAUCUCUCAACGAGACCCGUCCAGUGAAUACCAGCCUUCGCGAUGCUCACCAGUUUGCCGUCAGCUACACUGGCCGAGGCUUAUCUGCAGGCGACUUGCGCCAAGGCAUUUUCUCGCAACGCACACACCGAGGAAAAUACCGCCGACCAUUCUAAGUGGGGAAUGUUUACUACUCCUGACGAUAUUAAAUAUUUUGCCUUAAGUUCUAAUACUCACGUUAAUAUCGCUUUAAAAUUUAAAACUAAAAAAACUUUACAAAUAUCGAUUCUUCGCAAAAGGUAUGAAUUGCUAGUGUUCGGUUAAUUUCGUUUAUAUGAAUUAGGUCGGAAUACAUAAUAAUUUCGGUAGAAAAAAUAAUAUUGGCAUUUUGUUAUAAAUCAUGUCUUUAUGACCGAAUUGGCAUAAUUACUAAUUAGUUAGAAUAAAUAAGAACAAAGUGAGUUGUCAGCAAUAUACGUUUUUUAUUCAGUUCGCAAAAACAUUGGAACUAAAUUCCACUAAAUUUUAUUUCCAUUUUUAAUGAACACUCAAUUAGUAGUUAAAAAUAGAGGUAAUAAUAAUUUGAAAUUAUGCGUGUUCACAUUAGUCUACAUAUCAGUUAAAAAAUGUCGUCUUGAUUGUCAGUUAAUGAAAUAUUACGUAAAUUAUUUGCAUUCAUAAAUAUAGAUAUCACAAUUGAACUGGGUUUACAAUUUUUGUUGAUUUUUAAACGGGUUGGGUAUUUUAAUACUUGACAAUAUGUUAUAUUAAAUAAAUAAAAACAUAUUGGGAGGAAAUU
Molecule: messenger RNA, 1322 nt
Organism: Folsomia candida
Lineage: Eukaryota; Metazoa; Arthropoda; Collembola; Entomobryomorpha; Isotomidae
Exons: 3
Coding region: 283-699 (138 amino acids)
Source: RefSeq, a predicted model, not a curated record